Molecule: messenger RNA, 4908 nt
Organism: Chelmon rostratus (copperband butterflyfish)
Lineage: Eukaryota; Metazoa; Chordata; Actinopteri; Chaetodontiformes; Chaetodontidae
Product: serine/threonine kinase 11 interacting protein
Exons: 26
Coding region: 150-3797 (1215 amino acids)
Biological process (GO): intracellular protein localization
Cellular component (GO): cytoplasm
Molecular function (GO): protein binding
Source: RefSeq, a predicted model, not a curated record
ACGUCAACAGCACUGUGCACUGUAUUAUGAAACUAAUUACCACUGAAAUGUCGUUUUUCCUCAUGUCCAAGAAUGAACAUGUUUUAGCACUGACCUCUCGAAGUAAAGUUUUAUGUUAGCUAUCUAUUUUCUGGCCGUCAUUGCUCAGGAUGGCUGCAUCUCACAGUGGCCAAUCCUCCCUUGUUCAAAGCUUGGCCACACUCCUCCGAAAUGAUGGCGACUUGGUGCUGGAUGGCAGCAGCACACUGACCUUGCCGGCGGCCAGCCUGCUGCAGCUCACAAGGCUGUUUGAGCAGUACUUGCUGUCCAGGAGCCAGCAGCAUGGGUUCCUUGCGCUGCCCUCCCACCCUGCCGACACCGCUUCACUGCUACAGCUGCAGUUCCUGUUUGACAUCCUGCAGAAGACCAUCUCCCUCAAGCUCAUCAACCCGCCAGGGGUGAGACUUCAGUCUGUGGUGAAAAUCUUCCCAUUCAAGUCUUUGAAGUGUUUGGAGCUGAAGCGAAUCCCUCCACACUGUCUAGAGGGACUUAGAGGGGUUUACUCGCAGUUAGAGGUCUUCACAUGUUCAAAGAGCCUCAGCUCUCUGGAGGAGCUGCUCUCCUUGUGUGGAGGUGACCUGAGCUCUGCACUGCCUUGGCUGGAACUGCACACCCUCAACUUUAGCUACAACUCCAUUGUCUGCCUUGACCAGUCACUCAGUUUACUGAAUGUCCUGAAGUCUUUAGAUUUAAGCCAUAACAAGAUUCAGGAAUGUGCUGAAUUUCUCAAGCCCUUGAGUGAACUUGAGCACUUGAACCUGGGCUACAACUGCCUGCAGAGGGCGCCAACGCUGGGCCUGAGUGCCAGGGCCAAACUCCUCACACUCAACCUCAGGAAUAAUGAACUGGAGACUAUAAAUGGUGUUGAGCAGUUGUCUUCACUCCAGCACUUGGACUUGGCUUACAACCUCUUGUUGGAACACUCCCAGCUGGCUCCUCUCUCCCUGCUGCACUGCCUCAGCACACUGAAUCUGGAGGGCAACCCUCUGUACUUCCAGAAGACCCACCGCAACUGCACCGUCCGACAUCUCUCCCCAAAGGCUGCAAACCUUAAACUCAAACUUGAUGGUACUCCACUGUCCUCAUCUGAGUUAUCAGUUCUGCCAAAACCAGGCCAGCUGAUCGUCCAGUUACAGACUUCACCUCCAGUUGCCAUGCAACCAGAACGCAGUAACCAGGAAGUGUCAAGCGGUGCUGGGGAGCUUAGUGACAGCGUGUCAGUUCCUGAAGUGGGAGUGUCACACAUUCGGAAGAAGAAAUCCAGGAGUAAGGUCAAAGUGCGGAGGGCCAGCAUAUCCGAGCCCAGUGAUACAGAUUAUGGACCCAGGCUGCUUUCGUCCACACCGGACAUUGUCCUUCCCCACCAGCAGGAGAUUGAGCGCAUGUCCAACUUCAGAGAGCAGCUGGGUGAGGAUUGGCUGAGAUACCAACAUCAUCUAGACGGACCUUCCCCCUCUACCAUCACCACUGCCAACACCAACCAGCCAACCCUUCACCGUCAACCCCUCCUUAACGGCCUCAAGACUACGCCAUGUUCCUCCACCAGCCCAGGGCAUCAGCCAUCUCAACCAUCCCUGGAGGUCCCAGAGGUCCUCCCCUCACCGCUGCUCUCAUCUGAGCCCAGACUGGAGAUGUCCGAUGUGGAUGCAGACCACGAAACAGAGUCUACCCUACAGUGGCCAGGUCAGAGCUCUCAACAGACAGAGUCCACCUUGGAGGACAGCAUGGUGGAUGGCCCGUUGAGCCAGGGAGUGGUGAGCUCACCAAGGCCAAGUCCGGAGUCCCAGAGGUCAGCUGGAGCAGAGAGCGUAGACACCAAAGAGGAAGAAGAGGAGGAGGAUCUGGGAGUGGACCUGUGCCACCCCUUACUUGUGGGUGUCUUAUCCGAAAAAGAAGAGGAAGACAGCGAGAGACAUGGGGAGCGGAAGACGAGGAGGAAGGAGGUGUUCCUGCGGAUCAAACAGGGCCUGCUGCUGGAGGUGGACAUGCAGCGCGGCCAGGAGAGAUGCCGCCUGGAGCUCAGCAGCCUGGCUCAGGUGGAGACCACAGAAGCUGCCUGGACCCGAGGGGAGACAGAAGAGAUGCUGCCAGCUGUCGAGCUUCAGUUCGACUACAUCAGCAGGGAGAAACAGAGGAGACGCUACGUCCUGCUAGACGAUGACCCACGGCAGGCACUGCAGGCUCUGACUGACGUGCUGUCACAUGUGACGGACGAGAACCUGCGGCGUGACUCUGAGCUCCGACCCAGCUGUGUUCGCCUGCAGUGCCUUCGCUGCAGGUCAGAGUUCACGCAGCAGGGAGAGGGCGGUGAGGAGGUGGCAGCGUUGAGAGCGAGGGGGAGAGGGGCUGCCAUGCUCCCAGAAGGUGAGGAAGAAAAGGAUGAAGAGGAGCAGACAGAGUGUGAUGAUGACAGCAAAGAAAACAUUAAUAUUUGUCCAGAAUGCGGUAGCGAUCAUGUGGUCCAGCUGGCCAGCCAAUCAACUCCCUACAGUAGUACGCCCAUCCAUCGCUCACCGAGGCCAGACAGUGGGGACGAGCAUCUCGACAUAACCCAGAGCACUCAGGGCGCCAACAAGCAGGAUGAUUACACAGAUGGCAGUAUUAGCAGUAGCCCCAUCCUGGAAACUGCCACCACAACAGAGGAUCCCACCUUCGUCACUGCCCAGGGAAGCUCCUUCUUCACCACGGGAGGUCAGGCUGAUACCUCCAGCCUCUCUUACAACACAGACAGCCAAAGUAAAGAGGACCUGGCAGGGAGCUACCACUACACCACUACAGGUGCUAUACCACCUGAAGUCCAAGCACAACCUGCAGGAAGAUCCACUCAGAGUGAUGAUUUGGACCUCCUAUCUGAGGACUAUGAGGUGGUGGACCAUCGGCUGCAGCUUUUCCUGGAUGUGGAGGUCUUCGAGGAGGAAGAGGAGCUUCACUCUUUCCUAAGGAUGUCAGCUGUCAAAUUUGGGGAGCCAGGGGAGGUUCCCUGUCUGUUGGUGGUUUCAAACCAGCGAAUCUAUUUCGUGGAAAUGACAUCGGAAACCCACAGAGGCCAGCUCUCUGAUUGGCUGCAGAAGAGGGACAGCCACCCAAUCAUGGAGCUCAGCUACCUGGAGGUGGGACUAGCCUCCCAGAGCAUCCACAUGGAGUUUGGAGACGGCGGCGUGGCCUACACCCUCCUCGUGAGGGACAGUUUACGCUGCAAACGCUUCUUUGGCCUCUUGACAGGAAUUGUGCGUGAGAUGGCCCACAAAUCAGACAGCAAGCUGAAGUCCAUCUCGACCACCAGACUCAGCCCUCAGCACCAUCUCUGGCCUCUAGUGUGUGAAGACAUCCAGGCAGAUGUGGAGGAUGGCCAGCUGCAGUUUUUCUACAUUCUGGCUUUUGUCCUGCAAGAGGACAUUUGGACGCCCUUGACAGUCUUGGCAACCCGGGAAACCCUCUACCUGCUCAAAGAGGACCACCAGUGGAGGAAAAGCUCCAUCAGCCUGGCAGCGAAUGAAAACAAAGAACCCAGCAGCGGGAGCGUCACGGUUUUAGAAACACUGCCAAUCAGCUGCGUGAGCUCCGUCCACCUGUGGCCUUCAGAUCAGUGCAGGAUGGAUAUCAGGCUUUACGAUGAGACUGUGAAACAGGAGAGGACGUGGUGUGUGCGCUCGGAGAGCUCGGAGCUCCUCCAGGGUCUUCUGGCCUGGGUCAGAGCGCAGUGGGAGGCCAUGUUCGGAGUAAAACUGCACACAAGCCUGCAAGACAAAGCAGCAUAAUGGGGGCAGGGCAUGAAGACAGAAAAAAGGUUACAGGCUGUGUAUGUGUGUGUGUGUUUGGUGAGCAUGAAUCUGCGUGUUGGUACAGGGAAAUGUUUAGUGAGCGUGAGCGUCUUUAUUUUCUCUCCGCACAGUCUGCACUCAGCCUGCUCCCAUUACGCCCAUUGCUUUCGUCGUCUUAUUAAGCCAAAAGCUUUGGAAGUGAUUGCACUCAUUCAUGUGGCACACAAGCCUAUAAAAGCACCGGUUGCAUAAUUUUUCCCUCCAGAUACCAACUUUCCUGCAGCUGAAAUGGAGUGUGCCUUGUUUGUAUUUCAGCUGCCAUGUGUUCCUGGUGGUAUGCACCUUAAUGCAUCUUGUAAUGCCCUUCGAUCACUGGAGCAUCGAGCUGAUAUGGAGCAGAUUUGGGAACUAAGAGGGCAUUAAGUUGGGGAGAAGAAAUGUGGACAGAGCCCUUCCUCGCCGUCUUAGGGUGCAUUGAGUUGUGACAUCACGCGCUCAACACGAGGCAGGGGGCGCCACUGAAAGGCCAAGGCUCAAAACACUGUCAUCAAGGGUCACCUCACACCUUCUCCCCCCCAAUUAGGGUCUUAUGAUGUGUCUGCACCGUGUCAUGUGAACCUUAAAGGAUACCAGAAGUGCAAAUCUGCAGAAAUCCUGUGAGCCUCUCAGAGAUGAACAGUAGCAGUUUGUUUCUUUAAAACCUGGGAACAGAUGUCUGUUUUGUUCAUUUGUAACCUGAGUGUAUUUUUGUUUAUGUUUUGAUGGAGGAAACGUCUGUUCGGCACUGUCAUCAAGCACAAGCGCAGCGGAUUUACAUUCCAGAGUCUGUCAGCUAAAUCAGUUGAUUAUAUAUGGGCCUAAAAUGUAAUCCAGAACGUCUGCAGCUGUGUGCAUCAUGUACACAGCUUUCGCUAAAUAUUCUCAUCAUUCACAGAUGCAACGAAGAGCGAAAUGAACUGCGCACUGUUAAUUUAGAUUAACCAACGUAACUUAUUUCUUUGUUAGCAUUUUUUCAUUGUGGGCUGAUGCAAAAAAAAGUAUUUUAUUUUUGUAUAAUACAAAAAAACAUCUGAUGUAUGAUGUGUGAUUAUAAAAGUGUUCAGUUGUG